UUGCAUUUCUGAUCCUUGAAGUUCGAGUGGUGCACCGGGUGACCUGAAGUAACGUCAUUAUGUUGUAUUGUUGUGAUUUAUUCGGCCGUGUUUGGCACUCACCGAUCAUUCGGUUAUAUUUGUUUGCAUUUUUUAUAGCACCUGUGUUCUUACACCCACAAUGCUUGGAUUUCAAGCCCCCCUUCAAGCCUCAAGAUGACCUCCAGUUCUGCGCAAUGUACAGGAACUUCGGCUGCUGCGACUCUGCCAAGGACCAGGAAUUGAUGGCUAAAUUCUAUAAGAUCAUGGACAAUUUCGACUAUUAUGGAUAUGCCAACUGUGCUGGGUAUGUGCAGGAUCUUCUCUGCCAGGUAAGCAAAGCGCGGGUAAAGGUCGAUACUUGGUUGUUUUCAGAAUUACAUCAUCCAUCAGUUUUUGGCGAGUCCCGGCAUGUUUGUAGAGGCAUAUACUUGUUAUUCAGCGGCACAUUCACCGAAACAAAGAUAAUGUAAUUACAAAUAAAAUGGUCUGAUCUGACAUGCGUUUUUAGGCACUGGCGUAGCCUAGCACACACCACAACAAGGAGGGGGCCCAACGGGCUUUGGGGGCCCCUCCCAAAGCUUUGUUGGGGUCCCCCAGGAGGUCGGCCCCACAGAUAGCAUAUGAACACUUCAUAAGCCAUGAUUUUUAUUUAUUACAGAAAGUAGCUUUAAAACUUCAAAAUGUGCGCUCUGCCUCAUGUCAAAAUGUGUAUAAUAGCAGGUAAUUAGCUCUAAAACAGCAAUAUUUUCUCUUAGCCUCAUGGCAAAAGGUGUAAAAUAGCAUGAAUUAGCUAUAAAACUGGGGAGAGGCUUUACAGACAUGCCUGGUGCCCAAAUUGAUGAGGUUUGUCCAAAUUGAUGAGGUUUGUUGAGCAGCGAGAGUCAAGUUCAAUUCGGAUCGGUCAGUUCAGUCAAUCAUCCUGAUGAGCCCUUUCCAGCUAGCUAGUUUAUGCUUGUGGAUAGAAACUUCAGCAAGAAUUUGAAACUUGUCUGCCGAAAUUGGGACUUGGGAGUGUUGAAAAUCAUUCAGUUUUUUAUCUGAGUAAUUGUUUGUUUUGUAAAAACAAAAAUGUAACGUUAGACAUUAAGGCCAUAGUUGUCAUUCUUUGGGGGUGAAAAUCACUACAAUAAAAUGUCCUUUAGCUGUCACUCUGGCCACACUAUCUAGCUACACUGAACAACAUUUUUUACGCAACAUGCAACAAUUUCAAAGAUUUUACUGAGUUAUAGUUCAUAUAAGGAAAUCAGUCAAUUAAAAUAAAUAAAUGAGGCCCUAAUCUAUGGAUUUCACAUGACUGGGAAUACAGAUAUGCAUCUGUUGGUCAAAGAUACCUUAAAAAAAGGUAGGGGCGUGGAUCAGAAAACUGGUCAGUAUCUGUUGUGACCACCAUUUGCCUCAUGCAGCGCAACACAUCUCCUUCGCAUAGAGUUGAUCAGGCUGUUGAUUGUGGCCUGUGGAAUGUUGUCCCACUCCUCUUCAAUAGCUGUACGAAGUCGCUGGAUAUUGACAGGAACUGGAACACGCUGUCGUACACGUCGAUCCAGAGCAUCCCAAACAUCCUCAAUGGGUGACAUAUCUGGUAAGUAUGCAGGCCAUGGAAGAACUGGGACAUUUUCAGCUUCCAGGAAUUGUGUACAGAUCCUUGCGACAUGGGACUGUGCAUUAUCAUGCUGAAACAUGAGAUGAUGGCGGCGGAUGAAUGGCACGACAAUGGGCCUCAGGAUCUCGUCACAGUAUCUCUGUGCAUUCAAAUUGCUAUUGAUAAAAUGCAAUUAUGUUCGUUGAAGAAGCUGGAUGUCGAGGUCCUGGGCUGGCGUGAUUACACGUGGGCUGCUGUUGUGAGGCUGGUUGGACGUAUUGCCAAAUUCUAUAAAACGACGUUGGAGGCGGCUUAUGGUAGAGAAAUGAACAUUACAUUCUCUGGCAACAGCUCUGGUGGACAUUCCUGCAGUCAGCAUGCCAAUUGCAUGCUCCCUCAAAACAUGAGACAUCUGUGGCAUUGUGUUGUAUGACAAAACUGCACACUUUAGAGUGUCCUUUAAUUGUCCCCAGCACAAGGUGCACCUGUGUAAUGAUCAUGCUGUUUAAUCAGCUUCUUGAUAUGCCACAUCUGUCAGGUGGAUGGAUUAUCUUGGCAAAUGAGAAAUGCUCACUAAGAGGGAUGUAAACUAAUUUGUGCACAACAUUUUAGAGAAAUAAGCUUUUUGUGCGUAUGGAACAUUUCUGGGAUCUUUUAUUUCAGCUCAUGAAACAUCGGACCAAAACAUUACAUGUUGUGUUUAUAUUUUUGUUCAGUAUACUUCCCUCUCCUUACUGUGGCAAGUGGGAGUGAAGGACACUAUGCCCCGUGUUGUGUUGUCAGCUUGCAGCGCAAACUCUCCCCAUUGAGCAGUGUAGACUGUAUAUCAGAGACAUCCAGAUGGUUAGGCCUACUACCAAUAUAACAAGCUAUUUCUCGUAUAGGCUGCUAUUCUACUCAAAAUAAAAUCAAGUGGGAUGGAACAAAUUGGAGAUGGUGACCAAUACUACAAGUUAUUUCUCCCUCGUCCAUUGAAAUUAAACAUCACUUUCUUUUACCAGUUUUAACUAGCGCACAUACGCUGGAAAGGGCUUAUCAGGACGACUGACUUACUCGAAUACAUUCGUCUCCACACACACUUGACUGAAAAAGAAGUGAACAUUAAAUUCUCUGGCAACAGCUCUGGUGGACAUUCCUGCAGUUAGCAUGCCAAUUGCACGCUCCCUCAAAACUUGAGACAUCUGUGGCAUUGUGUUGUGUGACAAAACUGCACAUUUUAGAGUGGCCUUUUAUUGUCCCCAGCACAAGGUGGGCCUGCUAAGGGUUUGCUCCUCACCUGUGUAAUGAUCAUGCUGUUUAAUCAGCUUCUUGAUAUGUCAAACCUGUCAGGUGCAUGGAUUAUCUUAGCAAAUGAGAAAUGCUCACUAACAGGGAUGUAAAUAAGCUUAUACUGAUUAUUAUUAUUUAUUUAACCAGGCAAGUCAGUUAAGAACAAAUUCUUAUUUACAAAGACGGCUUUCCCCGGACUACGCUGGGCCAAUUGUGCGCCGCCCUAUGGGACUCCCAAUCACGUCGGAUUGUGAUACAGCCUGGAAUCAAACCAGUGUCUGUAGUGACGCCUCUAGCACUGAGAUGCAGUGCCUUAGACCGCUGCGCCACUCGGUAGCCCCAUGAUAAGAUGCAUGUUGUUAAAACAAGCGUAUCUCCUCAAAUCGAAAGUGUACGUGCUUCACAGAACCAGGCAAAAUGUCUAAGAGGACAGGGGGGGGGGUGCCCAAAUGAAAGAGUUUGGUUGGUCCCUGACUUCCCCCUCAUUUCUCCUGUUUCUCCACCUUCCCUUCUUUCUCCCCUCCUUCAGGAAUGCUCUCCAUAUGCAGCUCACCUCUUCGAUGCAGAGGACCCCAGCACCCCCAUCAGAACCCUCCCUGGCCUCUGCCCUGACUACUGCUCUCAGUUCUGGCUCAAAUGCCGUUCCACCAUCACCUUGCUCUCUGACGACCCGCAGCUAGCCGAAGCUGAGACGGACCAGGACCGCUUCUGCCAGCACCUGGAGCUGGAGGACCCAGACUACUGUUACCCACACCUUCUCAGGUGGGGCUGCCAAGGGUUUGCUUGGGGAGGGGGGGUGGGGUAGGGCAAAUGUUCAAAUUUUUUAUUGGGAUGUACAGUUUAUGUAUGAUUCAAUGAUACAACGAUUGUACACACCUCCUCAGCAACAAACAGCUGACACAGAACUUAGGCCGGGUCCGGGCCGACCCCGAGGGUUGCCUGCAGCUCUGCCUGGAGGAGGUAGCCAAUGGCCUGCGGAACCCCCUGGCCAUGGUUUACGCCAACGACGGAACACACCGCUUCUUUAUAGCGGAGCAGGUGUGUGUGCUCACUUUCCUUUAAGAGCUUUCGUAUUGCAUUGUGGUAUUAUAGGGGCGUUUUCCCAUGCAGACACAGAUUAAGCCUAGUCCUUUACCUGCACUAAAAAACAAGCCCAAUGGAGAAUCUCUUUAAAAAAUAGUUUAAUCUGCGUCCUGGAAACCACCCUAUAGUGUAUUGAGUCUGUGUAUUUUGUUGUAUGUAUAUGUUGGCCUCACAAAAAGGAAUUUCCGUAAUGAAUGUAUUAUCAUAUCGUAGGUGGGUCUGGUGUGGACGUACCUGCCCGACCGCUCCAAGCUGGAGAAGCCGUUCUUGAACAUCACCAAGGCCGUUCUGACGUCGCCCUGGGAGGGGGACGAGAGGGGCUUCCUGGGCCUGACCUUUCACCCCAACUACAAGUACAACGGGAAGCUGUAUGUAUACUACUCCGUGGAGAUUGGCUUUGACGAGCGGAUCAGGAUCAGCGAGUUCCGCAUCUCCCCCAGCGACAUGAACGUGGUGGACCACAGUUCUGAGAGGUACAGUUAUGUGGAGUGUGUUGUGUUCUGGCCCCAAAAAUGGCUGCUGAAUGUGCAUCACCCCGUGGGCCGGAAGGGAGGAAUCCUCAUUGUUGAGAGUGCACACAUCCUGAUCAGUCUUAUUGCAUUAUCUCCAUGUUCUGUAAAGGGGUCUACACACUCUACGGAGGCAGCCCUUACAGAAAAAAACAGGCUUCUGGCAAACAGUUAUAAUAAUAAUAAUAUGCCAUUUAGCAGACGCUUUUAUCCAAAGCGACUUACAGUCAUGCGUGCAUAUUUUUUUUUGUGUAUGGGUGGUCCCGGGGUUCGAACCCACUACCUUGGCGUUACAAGCGCCGUGCUCUACCAGCUGAGCUACAGAGGACCACCAGUUGUGGCAAACCUUUGGGCAAGCUCAUAUUUUCACAUGCAAAUUAGUUUUGUGGCAAACUGUUGUGGCAAAUUUGCGGCAACUUGUGAACUUCUGGCAAACAAUUCUGGGAAACUUGUGGCGAACAUUCUACUGUUUGUUGCAAACUCAGUAUGAAUAUGCAAAUUAGAUCCGGUUUUUGGUUACUGUGUGUUAACAACAUUGAAAUGUUGUAUCUACAUACACCAAUCACAUAUCACUUUAAAUGAGCUUGCUUCUCACAGAGAACUAAACAUAUGAAAUGUACUAAAUGUACUAAACAACAUUUAUUCAAUGUCUUAACAGAUAAAAAAUUAAUCAAAUACAACUUGAAAUCGCCAGCAUGCUAAUGAAGAAAAGACCAAAGACUUGAUAUUUCCCAGAUAAACAAUUUAUUUAAUAUUUUUAUGUAGCUACAUCAUUUACAUGAGAUAAAUGUCAACACUAUGGGUACCGUACGAUGUUUAAAGGGGCAACUACAGAAUUUACAUGAGCCAAGCGAUAACUGAGAAAUAGCUUUAAACCAAUGGAAGUUUAAAAGAUAAACAACAUUUAAAUAAUUAAAACAACAAAAACGAAAUCAAACCCAGUUCAGAACUAUUGCCUUUUUGAGUGAACUUUGGAGAUGGUGGCCCUGUGAAAGUCCUUCGUCCAAAGCUUGUUGAAUGUAUGAAAUGAAACAAUCAGAAAACACCAAACUAAAACAAAAUUAGGAUACUGAAAACAAUUACUUAAUUUUUUUUCUAUUUUGGCAUCUUAAAAAGGUAGACUCAGCGGCUAAUGGGCGGGUUUGGCUUUGGAAAAAACGGCGUUAGCUGUUACAAAGUUGCCUUGAUGUUGCCAUGCUUCUCACUUAGAAAUGUCCUUGUUUUCGAAACAAAAGCUAUUUUUUUGUCCAUUAAAAUAACAUCAAAUAACACCAGUCUCAACGUCAACAGUGAAGAGGCGACUCCUGGAUGCUGCCCUUCUAGGCAGAGUUGCAAAGAAAGUCCAGUGUCUGUGUUCUUUUGCCCAUCUUAAUCAUUUCUUUUUAUUGGCCAGUCUGAGAUAUGGCUUUUUCUUUGCAACUCUGCCUAGAAGGUCAGCAUCCCGGAGUCGCCUCUUCACUGUUGACGUUGAGACUGGUGUUUUGCGAUUACUAUUUAAUGAAGCUGCCAGUUGAGGACCUGUGAGGCGUCUGUUUCUCAAACUAGACACUAAUGUAUUUGUCCUCUUGCUCAGUUGUGCACUGGGGCCUCCCACUCCUCUUUCUAUUCUGGUUAGAGCCAGUUUGCGCUGUUCUGUGAAGGGAGUAGUACACAGCUUUGUAUGAGAUCUUCAGUUUCUUGCCAAUUUCUCACAAUGAAUAGCCUUCAUUUCUCAGAACAAGAAUAGACUGACGAGUUUCAGAAGAAAGUUAUUUGUUUCUGGACAUUUUGAGCCUGUAAUCGAACCCACAAUUGCUGAUGACCCAGAUACUCAACUAGUCUCAAGAAGGCCAGUUUUAUUGCUUCUUUAAUCAGCACAACAGUUUUCAGCUGUGCUAACAUAAUUGCAAAAGGGUUUUCUAAUGAUCAAUUAGAAUGAUAAACUUGGAUUAGCAAACACAACGUGCCAUUGGUUGCUGAUAAUGGGCCUCUGUACGCCUAUGUAGAUAUUCCAUUAAAAAUCAGCCGUUUCCAGCUACAAUAGCCAUUUACAACAUUAACAAUGUCAACACUGUAUUUCUGAUCAAUUUGAUGUUAUUUUAAUGGACAAGAAAAUUGCUUUUCUUUUGAAAACAAGGACAUUUCUAAGUGACCCCAAACUUUUGAAUGGUUGAGAGAAUGCCAAGAGUGUGCAAAGCUGUCAUCAAGUCAAAGGAUGGCUACUUUGAAGAAUCUCAAAUAUAAAAUAUAUUUUGAUUUCUUUAACAUUUUGUUUUGGUUACUACAUAAUUCCAUAUGUCUUAUUUCAUAGUUUUGAUGUCUUCACUAUUAUUCUACAAUGUAGAAAAUAGUAAAAAUAAAGAAAAACCCUUGAAUGAGUAGGUGUGUCCAAACUUGUGACUGCUACUGUGUAAUAUAUAUAUUUAUAUAUAUACACACACACACACACACACACACACACACACACACACACCCCGUGUAGCUCAGUUGGUAGAGCAUGGCGCUUGCAACGCCAGGGUUGUGGGUUCGAUUCCCACGGGGGGCCAGUGUGAAAAAAUUUAUGCACUCACUAACUGUAAGUCGCUCUGGAUAAGAGCGUCUGCUAAAUGACUAAAAUGUAAAAAAAUAUACAUAUAGUGCAUUCGGAAAGUAUUCAGACCAUUUGACUUUUUCCACAUUUUGUUACGUUACAGCCUUUUUCUAAAGGAUUAAAUAAAUACAAAUCCUCAUCAAUAUCCAUAAAGACAAAGUGAAAAUACCUUAUUUUGCAAAUGUAUUAAAUAUAAAAAACGGAAAUACCUUAUUUACAUAAGUAUUCAGACCCUUUGCUAUGAGACUCAAAAUUGAGCUCAGGUGCAUCCUUGAUCAUCCUUGAGAUGUUUCUACAACUUGAUUGGAGUCCACCUGUGGUAAAUUCAAUUGAUUGGACAUGAUUUGGAAAGGCACACACCUGUCUAUAUAAGGUCCCACAGUUGACAGUGCAUGUCAGAGCAAAAACCAAGCCAUGAGGUCGAAGGAAUUGACUUUAGAGCUCCGAGACAGGAUUGUGUCGAGGCACAGAUCUGGGGAAGGGUACCGAAACAUUUCAGGAAGGUGACCAAGAACCAGAUGGUCACGCUGACAGAGCUCCAGAGUUCCUCUGUGGAGAUGGGAGCACCUUCCAGAAGGACAACCAUCUCUGCAGCACUCCCCCAAUCAGGCCUUUAUAGUUGAGUGGCCUGAUGGAAGCCACUCCUAAGUAAAAGGCAUAUGACAGCCCGCUUGGAGUUUGCCAAAAGGCACCUAAAGGACUCUCAGACCAUGAGAAACAAGAUUCUCUGGUCUGAUGAAACCAAGAUUGAACUCUUUGGCAUGAAUGCCAAGUGUCACGUCUGGAGGAAACCUGGUAACAUCCCUACGGUAAAGAAUGGUGGUGGCAGCAUAAUGCUGUUGGGAUGUUUUUCAGCGGCAGGGACUGGGAGACUAGUCAGGAUCAAGGGAAAGAUAAACAGCGCAAAGUACAGAGAGAUCCUUGAUGAAAACCUGCUCCAGAGCGCUCAGUACCUCAGACUGGGGCGAAGGUUCCCCUUCCAACAGGACAACAACCCUAAGCACACAGCCAAGACAACGCAGGAGUGGCUUCGGGACAAGUCUUGAAUGUCCUUGAGUGGCCCAGCCAGAGCCCGGACUUCAACCCGAUUGAAUAUCUCUGGAGAGACCUGAAAAUAGCUGUGCAGCGACGCUCCCCAUCCAACCUGACAGAGCUUGAGAGGAUCUGCAGAGAAGAAGGGGAGAAACUCCCCAAAUACAGGUGUGCCAAGCUUGUACAAGGGUACAAGGGUCUGGGCUGUCGUGGUUACAUGUGGUCUGCGGUUGUGAGGCUGGUUGGACGUACUGCCACAUUUUCUAAAACGCGGUUGGAGGUGGCUUAUGGUAGAGAAAUGAACAUUCAACACUUUACAUGUUCUGUUUAUCUUUUUGUUCAGUGAGUGAAUACAUUGAAGCAGCAUAUCAAAUUGGGAUAAUGUUGUAGGUUACACUGGCGAGUAGACGAAAAUGAUAUUUGCCAGGGCAAAUUAUUUAUAAAUCGUAUUAUUUCACAUGGAGGAGAUGUGGGAAGCUAAAAGGCUAGCCUUCUUGCUGUUUUUAGCCAGCUGGCUAGCAAGUUGCUAGCGGAUAUACCUACAGCCUAAUGGGAGGCACAAAACGAGGUAAUGUAAAUCAAACCUAAACUUUCAUUACAUGUAGGCCUAGCUAUUCCUUAAAUAUGCAGUUGGUUUUCUUUCAAAUUAGCUAACAGUGGUGAUGUUUUCAACUUGAUUCUUCUUUUCCCACCUCAAAUGGAAAGACAAAAGAAUAAUCUCUGCUAUCGCCGUCUUGUGAACGUUGCUAUUUUGUCUAGAAAUGCAUGGGCCGGCGAGGUAUCAUGUUACCAAAAGGUGUCUGCUGCUCCAAAAAUCGUACUUCACCCAAGUGCACGCACGCACGCACGUAGUCUAUGCACGUGAAGCUUGCAGCAAGCUUAAGAUUCACUGAGGAGAGACAGGCAGGUGAUUAGUGUGUCAUUGCACAGAACAUCAAUGGGAGGUUUCUCUAUAAGACGUUUUGCACAAACAAAAUCUAUGCCAAUACGUUUACUGUAUGAUUUUCUACCACUGAUUUCUCUGUCUCCAACUCCUUCUCAGGAUCAUUCUGGAGGUUGACGAGCCUGCGUCCAAUCACAACGGAGGAAUGGUGAUGUUUGCUGAUGACGGGUACCUGUACAUUUUCACUGGAGACGGGGGCAUGGCUGGUGACCCUUUUGGGAAAUAUGGAAACUCUCAGAACAAGUGAGAGAAGAGAGGAAAACUUGUGGAACUCACAUUCAUGACAUUAUCUUAUUGAAUCAUAUAAUGUUAACGAUUAGUUACAGCUGUUAACAUUAACACUGUUGCUAAUAAUACAUUACUUCUAUUUACAUUAAAAAAACAUUAAAAACCAUAAAGACAAUCAGUAAUCAUACUUACAGAUAGAGACACAGUGUUAUGUUCCACAUUCAUACUGCUCUCUUCUGCAGGUCAGCCCUGUUAGGCAAAGUGCUCCGUAUUGAUGUUGAUGACAAUGACAGGGGUCCCCUGUACAGGAUCCCUUCUGACAACCCGUUCGUGCAUGAGCACGGGGCGCGCCCUGAGGUCUAUGCUUACGGGGUGCGCAACAUGUGGAGGUGCUCCUUUUUUCUACAACUUUACAACUUAAUAUGCUUUAAUUCAUGAAACAUUACACUGACAACAAAAAAAAGUGUGUUAAGAGUUUACAUUACUGCAUGGAAUAAAGGAGUAAUAACUUGGUUAUAAAGUGUAAACUAGUUGUAAUUACUUAAGAUUUUGUUAGUAAUUACUUACAUUUUUUAAAAGGUAUUUUCUGACUUUAUUGAACACAUAGAGAGAGGUUGUGUCAAAGGGCAGUAGGCCGGAUUCAAACCUAUGCUGACACAGUAGACCGCUAGACCUCCCUAGGCCACACUUAAGUUGUUUUAUUGGUCGACUUGUUCUUGUUUCUCCCAUGGAGGUGUUCUGUGGACCGGGGGGACCCCCUGACUAAGGAGGGCAAGGGCCGGAUCUUCUGCGGGGACGUGGGACAGAACAAGUUCGAGGAGAUCGACAUCAUAGAGAAGGGAAGGAACUACGGCUGGAGGGCCAAAGAGGGCUUCUCCUGUUAUGACAAGAAGCUGUGCGCCAACAGCUCUCUAGGUGGGCAUCCUGUAGUUUAGCCUGAUCCAAGAUCAGUUUGUGCUGUAUAGCCAACUCCAAUGCUCAUCGUCAUGCCGGCAUCCUGUAGCUGGGUCACGGAGUGUUUUGUUCUGUGAUUUCCUUCUGUUUUAUUUUAUAUACUGUACUUGAUUUAUCCUUAGACAGUAAUGGAAUCAGAGUGGGAAGAGAUGGGAAGGGUGGACGUGACGUGGGGUUUGAACCUCGGUCUCCAGGGUCAUUAUGUGCUUAGAAGGGAAGUGCUCAGGAGGGAAUAAGCAGGAAAUCCGGGAAUCCUCCUGAUCAGGAUUUCUGGAAAAUCACAGGCUCUGCACGAAGUCUCUUAUCUCCUGCUUCUGUUCUCUUCCAGAUGAUGUACUCCCCAUCUAUGCCUACCCUCACAAGAUGGGCAAGUCUGUGACUGGCGGCUAUGUGUACAGAGGCUGUGAAUACCCCAAUCUGAACGGCAUGUACAUAUUUGGAGACUUUAUGAGUGGGUAAGGCUCCUUACUGUAUGUGUUGAUCAUUUUAAGUUCAAUUCAAAUCCUAAAAGUGGUUAUGGAUGUUGAUACUAUAUAGCAGGUGUCUUUUAAAUACAUUUAGAAGGUUGUGUUUUAUGUUUUCAUGUAUAGCCUAUAAGGAAAGCAUCCUGAAAAAUGUUAUCAAUUCUAAAAUGUAGUGUCUCUUCCCUAUAGGCGUAUGAUGAGCCUCCAGGAGAAUAGGAACACGGGUCAGUGGGACUACCAUGAGAUCUGUAUGGGCAUGGGUCUGACCUGUGCCUUCCCUGGCCUCAUCAACAACUACUACCAGUACAUCAUCUCCUUCGCGGAGGACGAGGCAGGUAGGAGGAGUCACAUUACACCUCUUUUUGUUUGCCCUUGGUCACAGGCAACGGAAAAAGGUUUUUAAUCAUCAGAUCUCUAGGCUGCACACAUUAUGCCAAUUUCUCAAACCAAGAUUAAGCCUAGUCCUGGACUAAAAAGCAUGCUCUUUAGAGAAUUGAAUAAGAGUCCAGGAAUCUAGCUAGAUUUUAAAUUACUGUAGGUGACAUUUUUAUUUUUCUGUCUCAACAGGAGAACUGUACUUCAUGUCUACUGGAGUGCCCAGUGCCACAUCUCCCACCGGUGUGGUUUACAAACUGGUGGAUCCCUCAAGGUAAGGAUUUAAAGACAUAAUCUGCAAUUAAAACAGCCUGACCCUGCCACUGUUUGGUUAGGUGAGGAUUUAACAAAGUUUACUGCUCUUCUCUUGAAGAUGACAGAAGCCUAGCAACACUGUCAUAGACACACACUUUUUAAAAGAGACAAAGACUAAACAAAUCAGUGAAACAUGUUGAGCAUCAGUUCAUGAUUACUGAUCUGGUUAUUUUAAAAUCAGAAGAACGUGCCUGUAGUUCUUAAUCUGAUUUCCAUGGUAAAUUCAGUCUCUCUGUGUUCUGUGUUCUUUUUUUUUGUUGGUAUUUUACCCCCUUUUUCUCUCCAAUUUCGUGGUAUCCAAUUGGUAGUUAGUCUUGUCCCAUCGCUGCAACUCCCGUACGGACACGGAAGAGGCGAAGGUCGAGAGUCGUGUGUCCUCCGAAACACAACCCAACCCUGCUUCUUGCCCGCUUAACCUGGAAGCCAGCCGCACCAAUGUGGCGAAGGAAACACCGUACACCUGUUAACCGAGUCAGCGUGCACUGCGCCCGGCCCGCCACAGGGACAAGAACAUCACUCACUCACAAAGCUGAUUUUAAUUAGUCUCUACCACAGCAAUGUUUGGAAAGGGAAGAGUAGAGUAGGCCUUCAAACUCAUUCUGGGAAAGAGACCAGCUGAAAGCUAAUCAAAUACAUCUAAAGAGCCAACUUCUCAACAGAGGCCGCAUGAAACUGGUGUGAACCUCUGGCUUCUCACCCUCUGAUUUAGUUUUCUACCCUGCUGAGGACUUUUCUUUUUGUCUUUUGUCUGUUUUAGACGGGCACCGCCAAGAAAAUGUCACUAUGACCCGCUGCCUGUCAGAGUGAAGGGCAAGCUCAUCAAAUUCAAACCAAAGGAAAGUGAGUAUGCUGGCUCUCAACAUUCAUCUCUAUCCGUCUGUCUGUCUGCUUUUAUUUUGUUUGUUUUAUUUGGCCUCCUUUGCUCAAUCAAACAUUUAUGUCAGUAAAAUACACACUAGACUUCACUGCUUCAAUUUGAUUAUUCACUUCAUCGUCAAUUCACAGAUUAUUAAGUCAUUUGAGAGAUGUUUUUAGACCUCUGAGAAUGCCAGAUUCCUAUUAAACGUAUAUUACACUGUAGAUAGUCCUACAUGCUAAUUAUAACCUAAUCUCCCACAACUAUACAUUAGUCUUGUCCAUGUAGUUAUCCUACAUCUGACCUCUUCUUAUAUUCUACAGCAUUAACAGGAGUUGAACUACCGACCAAGCGUCCAAAUCUCUCCCCGCCAGAAGAAACCGUCAGACCCCAUCCCACUGAGUCUGCAGUAACUGAGUCCGACAAGGACUGGCUUCAGGAGCUCAUGGACAUUCUAAAGGAGCAAGAGGCUGCCGCCGUCACCACCACACUUCCUCCAACCACCACCACAACCAAACUGCCCAGGCACACAAGACGGAAACAUCGCAGGAAGAAGGGCAAGCACCGGUCGGAGAGCGGGUCGGCGCCAGCAGCCGUGCCUCAGAAUGGGGUGGUGAGACUGGCGGGGGACGAGCAGGGACGGGACGACCGGGGGAGAGUGGAGAUCUUCGCCAACGGGGAGUGGGGAACGGUGUGCGACGACCUGUGGAAUACGAAAAACGCAGCAGUGGUUUGUCGACAGCUGGGGUUCCGGUUCGCCCUGAAGGCGUCCAAGCACUCGGAGUUCGGAGAAGGGAAGAGUCUCCGGAUUCUUCUGGACGAUGUCCAGUGUGAGGGGACAGAGGAGAGCCUGCUGGACUGUCAACACACGGGCGUAGGUAUGCAUAACUGUGCCCAUUACGAGGACGCAGGGGUGAUAUGCGGGAACUCGGACUACGUAGAUGCCUAGAAAUGAGAGUCCAUUGAAUUUAUUCCUGACUGUGGCCUAAGUGAUUGUAACUAAAACCAAGGAAUAUUGCUGUCUAACUUUUGUCUAAUUGUUGUAGAUGGUGGCAUUUCUAGGUCUACCUCUUUCAUUAAGGUAAUAUAAUGCUGAUUUAAUUGCUGUGUUAAAGUCUUAAAGGGUUUCUAUUUGAAUUGAAGUUUUUGCUAAUGCAAGACAUUGCUUUCUCUAAAGCAAAUUCAUCUAAAACAGUAUUUCGAUGAAUGUAUAAGGAAUACCAGGUUAUUUAAUACUUACUCAUGAUCACAUACUGAAAUUAAUUAUCCAACCAGACUCACAAGAUAUGUGCUCAGUUGACAUGGAAAACACAUACAGUAUAUAUAUAUAUAUAUA
This is a messenger RNA of Coregonus sp. 'balchen', 13533 nucleotides long. The record is from the annotation of a GenBank genome assembly. Lineage: Eukaryota; Metazoa; Chordata; Actinopteri; Salmoniformes; Salmonidae.